AACCGUGUAUCAAUAGCUAUAUUCAAAUUUGAUUAUUCAAAUAUCAUCGCGGUUUCGAGUCAUCGGAAUCAGUGACAAAGCUUACUGCGACCUUGCAAGGACGAAAUAAAAAAAUUCAACUUCCUAUAAAUUGGAGGCUUUUAUCUCAGGAAAGAAAAUUCGUAGAGAGAUGACACGCUCAAUGACUCUGGCGAUCUUCUUCGUCUCGAUGAUGGCUCUGUCACUCGCUCAGACCUUCCAGUACAGCCGAGGAUGGACGAACGGUAAACGCAGUGGUCACCCUUUGCAGGGUCUCGGUGGACGUCCGAGCGAAUUUGGUGCUGCUUCUACCGGAAGUCAGAUCGUUGACCUCCCAACCCCCUGUCAACUCCAGAACCUGAAGAUGCUUCUGCGAGGACCUGCUGGAACCGAGCAGCUGUACUUGCUACCCUGUGAAGUAAUUGGCAAUCCCGGGCUCCCUUCAUCCCCUGAAUUCGCACCAGCCGGACGGUUCAGACGUUCUUCAAAUUCUCAGGAGAAUAACGACAGCUAUUGAAACACAGUGUAUUGUCCUUUAUGUUCCCAUGUGUUUGUCAUGCCUAUCCUCUAAUAACAAUUUAAAUAAAUAAAAGAAAACUUG
Diprion similis is the source of this 619-nucleotide messenger RNA. RefSeq names its product pro-corazonin-like (gene Crz). The record is from RefSeq and is a predicted model, not a curated record. The transcript has 3 exons. Gene Ontology annotation, molecular function: corazonin receptor binding. Gene Ontology annotation, biological process: positive regulation of heart contraction. NCBI's taxonomy places the organism in Eukaryota, Metazoa, Arthropoda, Insecta, Hymenoptera, Diprionidae. The coding region runs from base 170 to 535 and encodes 121 amino acids.